Messenger RNA from Rubroshorea leprosula, 3113 nucleotides. Lineage: Eukaryota; Viridiplantae; Streptophyta; Magnoliopsida; Malvales; Dipterocarpaceae. The record is from the annotation of a GenBank genome assembly.
AAAAUUUUACUCUGCCAUAAGUUAUUGGCUCCGUCCCCGAGUGAGGAUAAAAAUAGGAUUGCAUGGAUAGGAUAGGAUGGAAUACUGUGGGUAGAAACAAGGAGAUGGGCAUGUCGGUGGGGCUAUUUCAAUUUGCUACACCCUUUCAGAGCGAGGUAGACCAAGGGAGCGAGGCAGCAGACGAUGAAGAUCAUGGGACUAGCACAGAGCACAGAGCGAAGGUCAAAGAAGCACCAAAAGAUAUAACGGAGCAGCUAGCUAGAAUAGAGGCCGUCAGAGACAAGGAUGGCUGGACCUAUGAACAAAUGUGGAAGACCUUCCUCAAGUUCGGACGUGUAUUUGCCAUAUAUAGCCCUCAGAGAAAGAACAAGGAAGGAAGCACAUUUGGUUUUGUGCACUUCCUGGACGUCAAGGAUGAGAGGAGCCUAAGGAAACAGUUAGAUCAGACCCAGAUUGGCAAGCAAAAGCUCAAAAUCCACCCUCAUCGUUUUAACACUAAACCAAAACCGGUAAACCCCAAACACCAUACAAACACUGUAGGGAGCCCAAAACCAAGCUACGUGGAGGUAGUAAAAGGCAUUGGAGCCAAUAGAGGUAUCAAACCUGCCCAACUUGGGAUAACAAGCAAUAAUGGAAAAACAAAACAAAAAUGGGUAGAGAAACAGAGGGAAUUGCAUUGGACUGGACUUGAGUUCAACCCUAGGCAUGAAGACUGGGAAUGGUUUGAGGGAUGCUUUGUUGGAAUAGCUAGAUCAGUAGAGAUUGUGCCCAUACUUCAAGAAAGACUAUACAUGGAUGGGCUUUUCUCAAUCAAGCUUCGAGCAAUGGGUGGGAAACUUGUCCUUAUGGAUUGUGAUGAUAAAGAGGAAUUGAAAGGACUAGUUGAGUUAGCAAAAGAUUGGCUGGGGCAGUGGUUUGUCAACAUUAAGCAUUGGACCCCCCAAAUGGUUGCCAAAAAGAGAUUUGUUUGGCUGAAGUGUUAUGGAGUUCCUCUUCAUGGAUGGGGUCCUGAAUUCUUCAUCUCAAUUGCAAAUCUAUGGGGGAAUUUUAUCACCCUAAACGAAAGCACUAGCUCUAAAAAGAGGUUUGAUGUUGCAAGACAUCCAACAGUCCUCCCAUCAAACUUUGAGGAAGAUUGUAGUGAAUCUUGGUCCUCCGACUACCCAUCUGAAGACACUCAAAUAUCUGGCCAGAAUGGAGCCUUACAUGGCGGCAACUCUAACCCGGCAUCCGGUGGAGAUGACGAUGAUGAUGUGGCACUAAAGGACAACCAGGUAGUGGGGGAGUCAACUAGGGUGAGGUUUUCAAAGGAUCCUUCAAACUGGAACAGUGCAAACAAUAAAUUCAACUGGUUGGAUGGGAUGGCUAUUUGUUCCCAAGAAAGGUGUGAGGAGGGAUGUUCAGUAAACGUAGUUGGUGAUAAUUUGACACCGCUGAAAAAUCCGAAUGAUUACAAGAUUUUGAAUGGGGAUGAUGCCCAACAAAACUCCACCAACUUGCAAGAAUUUAACAACGUUGGGCCUAAUGUCAAUGUUAACUAUGAUGGGCUUAGCAAAUCAACACCUGGUUGCAGCAAAUCCAUUCCAAUGCAAUCAACUGUUGUAGUUGCAUCACUCAAUAGCCUAGUGAAUCUGGAAAAUAAAUCCAAGGGUAAGGCUGAUCUCGAGCAGCAAUUGGAAGAGGACUCAGGUGAGGAUGAUGAAAUAAACUCUUUCUGGUAUGGAUUAGCUAGCAAUUCUGAGAUAAUCAAAGAAAGAACAAGCCAAGGCGCAAGGAAGAAACAGAGAAGGAAGAAGAGUAAGAAGACCAGAUUGUGCCUAGCGGAGGACACCAACUCUGUAGUGGGGGCAUCAAUUACAGAUAGCGCUAUUGAAAACUACAAUAGAGGGUUUCAUAACAAGGAUAAAGUCACUUCAGCUUUAGAUGCGUGGAAUCUCAUCAAGGAAAUGGGUUUGGGUGCUAAUGGGAAUGAAGAUGAAAUCAUCAAGAAGAUUGAGUUGAUGGAGCAGAGAGACAUUAAUGUUAAAAAACAAGCACUGGAAAGGAAUACGGUGAACGAUGGUGAGAUUGACAAGCCAGGCUUCCAUGAAAUGGUAAUGGAUACAUGGAGAACAGUUGAUGUUCAAGGAUGGAAAGGCUAUUGUCUUAAGGAGAAAAUCAAGCUUGUCAGGGAAGGGCAGUGGAGACAGAAAGCUAGGAAACAAUGGUUGAGAGAGGGAGACGCAAAUUCCAAAUUCUACCACAAAUGUAUUAGCAGCAGACAAUGUAAGAAAGAGAUUGUCAAUAUCCAGGUAAAUGGCAAGAAGUUAGAAGAAGUUGAUAAAAUAAAAAAUGGCAUAUCAAAGUACUUCGAAAAUCUGUUUAAAGAAGAAGAAUGGAAAAGGCCGAAUAUGGAUGGCAUCUCUUUCAAACAAAUUUCCCAAGCCCAAAAUGAUCUACUUGUUAUGCCAUUUAGUGAAGAUGAAAUCAAAGUAGCAGUGUGGGACUGUGGGAGUGACAAGACUCCGGGACCUAACCCACAAAGAAUUGAGGAGUUUAGGCCUAUUUCACUCAUUGGCUCCCUGUACAAAAUUGUUGCUAAAUUGCUUGCCAAUAGGCUACACUCAAUAAUAGCUGACAUUAUUGGGGAACAUUAUGUGGCCUUGAUUGAAGGUAGGCAUUUAUGUGAAGGAGUUGUCACAGAAAAUGAAAUUAUUGACGAAGCUAAGAGGAAAAAGAAGAAGAGUUUUGUUUUCAAAGUGGACUUUGAAAAGGCUUUCAACAAGGUGAACUGGAACUUCCUUGAUUAUAUGAUGAUGAGACUUGGAUUUAAUGAAAUAUGGAGAAAAUGGAUCAUGGAGUGUCUUCAAACUAGUUUAUUGUCGGUGUUGGUCAACGGUAGCCCAUCUAAACAAUUUCCUGUCUCAAGGGGAUUAAAGCAAGGAGAUCCAUUGUUUCCCUUCCUAUUCCUAAUCAUUGCAAAAGGAUUGAACAAAAUCAUCAAUACUGCACUUGAUAGGGGAUUGUAUGAAGGAAUAAAAGUGGGGAAUUCGGGGAUUUGAUUCUUUUACAUCCAAUUUGCAGGCGACACGAUCAUUUUUUGGGAAGCUUAUGAAGAAAAACAUCCAGGUUGU